Mytilus californianus (California mussel) is the source of this 2267-nucleotide messenger RNA. RefSeq names its product secretin receptor-like. The record is from RefSeq and is a predicted model, not a curated record. The transcript is spliced from 13 exons. Gene Ontology annotation, biological process: adenylate cyclase-modulating G protein-coupled receptor signaling pathway; cell surface receptor signaling pathway. Gene Ontology annotation, molecular function: peptide hormone binding; G protein-coupled peptide receptor activity. Gene Ontology annotation, cellular component: plasma membrane. Lineage: Eukaryota; Metazoa; Mollusca; Bivalvia; Mytilida; Mytilidae. Bases 252 to 1793 code for a protein of 513 amino acids.
UAAUGAUCAAGCGCUCCAUUGAUAAUGUUGAAGUCACGUGGCAUUGAUUAUCUAAAAUUCAAAACAAGUACGGAAGUCGAAAUGAUAAGUUGUUGUAUUUCCCGGAGAUUUAUGAUUGAUAUUUGAUUUUAGAUGAACUAAGAUUUGUUUAACACAGGACAAAUAUAGGAAAUAUUUUAUUAAAUCAUAUGGCAGUGCUUACCUUUUUUGUUUUGUGAAAACAAGUUUUUUUACUUUCACCAAAAAGAAAGAUGAUGACUGGGAACACAAACUUUACGGCACCUAGAAUGAGCGAAAGAAUGAGAACAAAAUUUGAACAGCUGAUGAGGUUUAAUGUUGAAGAACAGAAAUGUGAAGCCAAAAUAAUCAACUAUACUGCACCACAAACAGGUGCAUUUUGUGAUAUGGUAUGGGAUAACAUCAUGUGUUGGGAUGCAACGCCAGCUGGAACUACUGCAAAAAUGAAAUGUCCACAUUAUGUAGAAGGCUUUAGUAACACAGGGUUUGCAACGAAAACAUGCACGGAAAAUGGUACCUGGUAUGUAAGUCCGCAUACAAAUGGUACAUGGACAGAUUAUACAAGGUGCCCUCUUGUAAACCUUUCUCUGAUGGAAGAACAUCUUCCUAGGAUAAAACUGAUGUAUAAUAUUGGAUAUGGUUUAUCCCUUGGUUCACUUCUGGUUGCUGUUUUUCUUAUGUGCUUUUGUAGACGGCUUUAUUCUAAAAGCAACACGCUACAUAUCAACUUAUUUUUUGCCUUCAUUCUACGUGCUUCCAUGUCCUGUAUACGGGAUAUUCUUUUUGUUGAUGGUUUUGGGUUAUCAAAAGAUGUCAAAAGAGGAACAAAUGGAGGCAUAACAUUUAUACAAGAGGGAUCACACUGGGAAUGUAAAUUAAUCUACUGUUUACUUCUCUACGGUGUUACAGUAACAUGUACAUGGAUUUUUACGGAGGCCUUAUAUUUACAUAUGUUGGUAUACAAGACACUUUUCACGGAGAGACAUGGUGUAAAACUGUAUAUGAUCAUUGGUUGGCUUACCCCGCUGUUAUUUGUAAUACCAUGGAUUAUUGUAAGAAUAGAGCUUGAAGACGUGUAUUGCUGGAAUUGGACUGGUAAUACUGACUAUCAGUGGAUCAUCACUGGACCUGUUCUUCUUAUCAAUGGGGUGAACUUUAUCUUCUUCGUUGAUUUAGUGAGAGUUUUGUAUAAAAGAGUACAUACAAAUAAGCGAGUAACUGGCAGUAGAAAGAUUAGGAAACUGUCCAAGUUCAUAGUUGUUCUGAUACCGUUGUUUGGGGUCCUUUAUAUUGUAUUUUCAUUUCUGUAUAAUCCAAAGUUGAACGAAGAAAGAGAUGUAGUAGUUAUGUAUGCUGAAAUGUUUUAUAAUUCUUUUCAGGGUCUUCUGUUGGCCAUUGUAUUUUGCUUCCUGAAUGAGGAGAUUCAUGUAGAGAUCCGAAAAUGCUGGUACAAAUAUGCCUUAAGUCGAACAGACAGCACUAUGUACACUCGAACAGCUAUGCUGUCCACAUGGCGUCACACCGGAUCACAGAGUUCUAGAGGACACUCAAAUAUUGAUAAUACACAGUCAGAUAUUUGUCUCAAUGACAAUGUUGGAGGAAGGAAUUACAGAAAUGGGGUUAAAAAGCCUAAAUCUAAAAUGGUGCCUAAUGUGAGAAUUCGAUUUCAGUCUUCAGACGUAAGAAAUUCACGAAGUUCAAGUAAUUCAUCCCCAACAAUGGACCGAGAGAGUCGUUACCUAAAGUUAGAAGAGGCUUAUAUCACACGUACUUGAAUAAAAAAACGCUCAGAUAAAAUUGCUGGAAGAGUGAAUGCUAUAUACAGAUAACUUUACAAAAAAAUGUAGGAUUUGAUAAUAAAUUUCGAUUCACAGAGCAGUAUUUAUGGAAUAAAGUUAUUUCUCUGUUGAAGAUGAUAAUUAUGUUACACGAUUACACGUAUUUGUUUUAAGAAAAUUGUCAAUUAGAGUAAAACAUAUAAUUAUAUUGCUUUCUAAACAGAUUGAAUUAUACUAAGUGAUUUCUAGAUCUUUUAUAGUCCACCGUAAAGCAGUUAUCUUGUGAAAAAUAACAAAUUAAAUGAAUCACUGUAAUUCAAUUACAUGAGUACAAAUGUAACAACUAAAAUAUUUAUCGGUUUAAGUCAUGCAAGGGUGUGUGCUUAAAAUCUUGCAAAAUCUAGUGUACGAUAAACUUAAAAGCAUAUUUUGUGAACAAAUGUUUUGAAAAUAAAGUAUACAGAAGAGUAA